Molecule: messenger RNA, 708 nt
Organism: Trichomonas vaginalis G3
Lineage: Eukaryota; Parabasalia; Trichomonadida; Trichomonadidae
Exons: 1
Source: RefSeq, a predicted model, not a curated record
AUGUACGCCGCUCAGAAUAUAACGCCAACAGUUUUGGAUGCCAUGAACGGAAAUGUUUCCGAAUGGUAUAACGAAUGCGACAAUGCCAUUAGAAGGUCAGAAAUAGUUCCUGGAACUUACGAAUAUACAACUGCUGUUUCUUAUGGAAACGUAGGUGAGUUUGGAGAAGGUUCUUCAACAACAGUAGAUAUUGCUUGCGACAGGUUUCAUAUUAUUUCUAUUGACAACUCAUUCUUAUACGUGGAACAAGACAUUGAAAUAAAACCUUCUGCCAAGUUGUCUGACAAGAAAGGUUGCAAUGGAAUUUUCUAUGUCGGAUACCAAUAUGCUCCAGAAGUUUUCAUGGGAUAUAAGAUAUAUUCUAACUCUGACUUAGUUCAAACAGUAACAUGGGCAAACUAUGAAUGGUUCGCUUUGAGAAACUCAGUACAACCACAAGCUAGAGAACAAACAGACCAGUAUGCAACUAUUGAGAAAAUAAGAAGACUUGACCCUAACGUUCCAGGAGUUUAUGUUAACCUUUCUGGUUCAGAUGGAACUGCUGCCACUAAAGUAAAACUGAAACUUAGAGUUCCUUUGUCAUCUUUCCUCAUCUUCAGGUUUUUAAGAUACUUGCCAAACUGGGCAGGAAAAAUUUCUAUCGAACUUACUCCAAGCAAAAAUAACUUAGUCAUUGCACCAACACAAGACCCAUUCACUCUUACAGAC